AUGUUCAAAGUCAUGCUCCUUGCUUGCUUCCUGGGCCUGCUGGCCCUCACCUCUGCCUGCUAUUUACCGAACUGCGUAAAAGACAAGAAGAGGUCCGUCGUGGACAAGGACCUGAGACAGUGCCUGCUUUGUGGCCCUGGGGACAAGGGGCGCUGCUUUGGGCCCAGCAUCUGCUGCGGGUAUGACCUGGGCUGCUUCGUGGGCACGACCGAGGCGCUGCGCUGCCAGGAGGAGAACGACCUGCGGUCGCCCUGCCAGUCUGGCCAGAAGCCCUGCGGGAACGGGGGUCGCUGUGCCGCCGCCGGCCUCUGCUGCAACACUAGUGAGCUGGUGCCAAGCGUAGCCAAGGCCUGGGGGAGACUGACUGGUGUGGACGGGGGCGUCCUGGGCCCUGGGCGGUCCUGGGUCCCGGGUGGCGAGUCCUGGCGGGGUACUCGAGGGCUCUAG
Messenger RNA from Echinops telfairi (small Madagascar hedgehog), 447 nucleotides. Its product is annotated as neurophysin 2-like. The coding region runs from base 1 to 447 and encodes 148 amino acids. NCBI's taxonomy places the organism in Eukaryota, Metazoa, Chordata, Mammalia, Afrosoricida, Tenrecidae. The record is from RefSeq and is a predicted model, not a curated record. The transcript is spliced from 2 exons. Gene Ontology annotation, cellular component: extracellular region; secretory granule. Gene Ontology annotation, molecular function: neurohypophyseal hormone activity.